CACCGAGGCGCGGAGGGAGGGAAGCAGCUGCGUUCGGGAGCAGAGUAGAGUGUGUCGUCGCAGUAAAAACAGGGGAGGGGAGGGAGACGCAGCACAUGCUUUAAGUCUCACCCCCACCGCCCCAGAUCUCCGCCCUCCCACUCCCCAUCGCCCGGUGCCCCCGCGGCCGCCGCCGUCCGGAGCGAGAUCGGCGGAUACACAGGCGCGGCUGUAUCUGUCGGUGGGAGACUGCGUGUCGGUGAGGCGGGUGGGAGGAAGGAUGGCGGCGGGCGGCAGAUCCGUCGCUUGCUGCGCUGCGGUGCUGCUCGUGGCCGCGCUGCUGCUCUCCGCACCGGCCACCACAGAGGCUUAUGAUUCUCUGGAUCCAACCGGUAACAUCACUAUAAAAUGGGAUAUUAUGCAGUGGACUCCUGAUGGAUAUGUCGCUGUUGUCACAAUGUUCAACUACCAACAAUUCCGGCACAUCGGGGCACCUGGGUGGCAGCUGGGGUGGACAUGGGCAAAGAAGGAGGUCAUAUGGUCCAUGGUUGGGGCACAAACCACCGAACAGGGUGACUGUUCAAAAUUCAAGGGCGGUGUUCCCCACUGCUGCAAGAGAGAUCCAACAAUUGUUGAUUUACUUCCAGGCACUCCAUACAACAUGCAAAUUGCCAAUUGCUGCAAGGCAGGAGUUAUAAACACCUUUAAUCAGGACCCAGCAAAUGCUGCUUCCUCCUUCCAGAUUAGUGUAGGUCUUGCUGGGACUACCAAUAAGACGGUUAAGGUGCCGAAGAACUUUACUCUUAAGACUCCAGGUCCGGGGUACACAUGUGGGCGUGCUAUUGUUGGCAGGCCUACCAAAUUUUUCACCGAUGAUGGGCGCAGAGCAACCCAAGCUCUAAUGACAUGGAAUGUGACCUGCACGUAUUCCCAAUUUCUUGCUCAGAAGACUCCAUCCUGCUGUGUAUCUCUUUCAUCGUUUUAUAACGACACAAUUGUGAACUGCCCAACAUGCUCUUGUGGCUGCCAAAACCCAAAUGGGACAAACUGUGUGAAUGAGAAUUCACCUUAUCUACAAUCUGCAAUUGAUGGCCCUGGCAAAUGGACUGGCCAGCCUCUUGUCCAAUGCACUUCCCACAUGUGCCCUAUAAAAAUACACUGGCAUGUGAAGCUCAACUACAAGGAAUACUGGAGAGUGAAAAUCACUAUCACAAACUUCAACUUCCGCAUGAAUUACACACAGUGGAACUUAGUCGUUCAGCAUCCAAACUUCGAUAAUAUCACUACGCUCUUUAGCUUCAACUACAGACCACUUACCCCAUAUGGGGGUGGCAUAAAUGAUACAGCGAUGUUCUGGGGUGUAAAAUUCUACAAUGAUUUACUCAUGCAAGCUGGUAAACUUGGGAAUGUGCAAUCAGAACUGCUUCUCCGUAAGGACUCCCAGAUGUUCACCUUCGAUAAGGGAUGGGCCUUCCCACGCCGAGUGUACUUCAAUGGUGAUAACUGUGUCAUGCCACCUCCCGAUGCAUAUCCAUGGUUGCCCAAUGCAAGCCCCCUGACAAAACAACCAUUGACACUACCACUUUUGGUAUUCUGGGUUGUGUUGGCAACUUUGUUGGCUUAUGCAUGAUGAAUGGGAUCAAGCGAUUUAGCGAGCUUCACCUUUAUGUCAGAUUCCAUGAGGUGCACUGCAACAAGUCAUUUGUUCAUUCAAUUCCACGGUUGCACAGAAGAGAGAGAAGAGAUGGCGCACCACGCAGAGAAAAGUUGAUAUGUGUGUGUUUUGUAAGUUAAAAGGGCCAAAAUGUAUUUCUUGUUUGGUA
Messenger RNA from Phragmites australis (common reed), 1802 nucleotides. Its product is annotated as COBRA-like protein 3. Gene Ontology annotation, cellular component: plasma membrane. NCBI's taxonomy places the organism in Eukaryota, Viridiplantae, Streptophyta, Magnoliopsida, Poales, Poaceae. The coding region runs from base 260 to 1609 and encodes 449 amino acids. The transcript is spliced from 6 exons. The record is from RefSeq and is a predicted model, not a curated record. Gene Ontology annotation, biological process: plant-type cell wall cellulose biosynthetic process; cellulose microfibril organization.